UUCUGUGUGGCAUUAUAGUUGCUGUGUUUUUGCUGUAUGCUGUGUGUGCUCUGGUUACUGUGUGUUUGAGUUUCUGUGCUACGGAUGUAGUGUGUGUAUCCUGUACUCUACAUUUGCUUUAUAUGUACUGUGUGUGUCUCUGCACUGUGCCUUUGCUGGGGGUGUGGACAGAGGAAAGGAUGAGAGAAGGACCAGACACCAGCUCAGUGCCUCACUUGCUGCCCAGCAGACAUGCUGUGUGGACUGAAGAGGGAUGUGCACUUUGAUAUCGAUGAUGGGCCGUACUCAAAGGGAAAUAAAGACUCUUCAGCAAAUGAUGUGGCUCUGCUGUCCAGGCGACAAAGCAUCCCAGAGGAAUUUCGGGGGAUCACAAUUGUGGAGCUUAUUAAGAAAGAGGGCAGCACUCUUGGACUGACCAUUUCUGGGGGAACAGACAAGGAUGGGAAGCCCAGAGUAUCCAACCUGAGGCCGGGUGGGCUGGCAACCAGGAGUGACCAGCUAAACAUUGGGGAUUACAUUAAAUCUGUAAAUGGCAUCAACUUGACCAAACUGCGGCAUGAAGAGAUCAUCAGUCUGCUGAAGAAUGUGGGGGAGCGAGUGGUGCUGGAGGUGGAGUACGAGUUGCCUCUUGCCGCCCCAGAAUCCAGCUCAGCCAUCAUCCCAAAAACUAUUGAGAUCACCCUAUGCAAAGAAGGAAACAGCUUUGGGUUUGUGAUGAGAGGAGGAGCACAUGAAGACUGGCAUAAAUUCAGGCCACUGGUUGUAACUUACGUAAGGCCAGGAGGACCAGCUGACAGGGAAGGGACUUUGAAAGUGGGUGACCGGCUGUUAUGUGUGGAUGGAAUCUCUCUUCACAGUGUGACACAUGCAGAUGCCCUCGCCAUCCUGCGGCAGUGCAGCCAGGAGGCUGUAUUCCAAAUAGAGUAUGAUGUAGCUCUCAUGGACACCGUCACCAAUGCAUCUGGGCCACUGUUGGUAGAGAUUGCCAGAACACCGGGCUCCACACUGGGCAUCUCGCUGAGUGUUGGCACACACAGAAACAAGCAGGUCAUCGUCAUUGACAAGGUUAAACCAGCCAGUGUAGUGGACAGAUGUGGCGCUCUGCACCCUGGGGAUCAUAUCUUGUCCAUUGAUGGGACCAGCACAGAGCACUGCUCUUUGAUGGAGGCAACACAGCUACUUGCCAGCACCACUGAGAACAUAAAGCUUGAAAUCCUUCCGGCCCACCAUGGCAGGCUGUCCCUGAGACCCCAGGAUACAGUUAAGAUACAAAAAAGUGAGCACCAUCACUGCUGGGAUCCCUGUGUUAGCUACUGUCACACUCACCAUCCUGGGCACUGCAAGACGCCAACCUGGAACCCAACCUCUAAUCAGGACUACUGCAAGUCUCUCGUUGCCACUAACUUUUCAUCGUCGUCCUCAGCGGGGACACCAGGGUUUGGCUGCCAGAAUUCCAAUACUCUUCCACAUCAGAUGAGUCCCCGUACCACGAUGACCAGGAGACGGCAGCGCAGGAAAGACCACAAGAGCUCUUUGUCCUUGGCAUCCAGUACAGUGGGCCCAGGGGGGCAAAUUAUACACACAGAGAGCACUGAGAUCGUUCUGCGAGGUGAUCCGCUUAAUGGGUUUGGGAUCCAGCUGCAGGGCGGGAUAUUCGCAACAGAAACCUUGUCAUCCCCUCCUCUCAUACGGUUUAUUGAGCCGGACAGUCCUGCUGAAAGGUGUGGGCUCCUGCAGGUUGGUGACAGAUUGCUCUCCAUCAAUGGGGUUCUCACAGAGGAUGGGACGCUUGAGGAAGCAAAUCAGCUGUUGCGCGAUGCAGCACUCUCCAAUAAAGUGGUUCUGGAGAUUGAGUAUGAUGUAGCAGAGUCUGUGGUUCCGAGUAGCGGCACGUUCCAUGUCAAACUACCGAAGAAGAGAGGCGUAGAGCUGGGAAUCACCAUUAGCUCAGCAAGCAGAAAGUCCGGGGAGCCGCUAAUUAUAUCAGACAUAAAGAAGGGUAGCGUGGCUCACAGAACUGGCACCCUGGAACCAGGAGAUAAAUUGUUAGCCAUCGACAACAUUCGAUUGGAUAACUGUUCCAUGGAGGAUGCUGUGCAGAUCCUGCGGCAAUGCGAGGAGUUGGUCAAGCUGAAGAUCCGCAAAGACGAGGAUAAUUCUGAUGAGCAGGAGACCAGUGGUUCCAUUAUAUACACUGUGGAGCUGAAGCGAUAUGGAGGGCCUCUCGGAAUAACAAUCUCUGGGACAGAGGAACCAUUUGAUCCCAUUGUGAUCUCAGGACUCACCAGGAGAGGUCUUGCUGAGAGGACUGGAGCCAUUCAUGUUGGGGAUCGUAUACUGGCAAUUAAUAAUGUGAGUCUGAAGGGGAAACCUCUGAGUGAGGCCAUUCACCUGCUGCAGAUGGCGGGAGAGACUGUGACGCUGAAAAUCAAGAAGCAGGCUGAGCGAAAUUAUCCUCACAAGCUGUCGGACAGUAUGAACGAUGGGAGUGACCCUGAGGACGACCUGACAGAUUCCCAGAAAACCAGCAAACUCUCUGAGCUCUAUUCCACCACUGUUCCCAGUAUAGACAGCGCCCUGGAGUCUUGGGAUGGUUCUGGCAUUGACACAACAUAUGGAAGCCAAGGUACCUAUUUGCCACAGGCUGCAGGCAUCUCUUUGCACCCACAUGAAUGGAGAGCGAGCAGGCAGAAGAGCAGCACCCCCCCGUUGGAGCACAGGAAAAGUUACCCCUUCUUGGAUGGAAGUUACAAUGAGGAAGAUUGGGAAAAGCCCACUCGAUAUCCCAGUCAACCUAACGGCCUGGACGCCAACCAUGAUGAUAGUUUCUGGCGAGUUUUUGGAGAAGCCUUGGAAGAUCUGGAAACCUGUGGCCAAUCUGAGCUUUUGAGAGAGAUAGAGGCCUCUAUUAUGUCUGGGAGUGUACGCAGUAUGGGCUUCGAUGAUUGCAAGUCCUCCAGCCAAAGCGGUCGCUCUUUACUCAGGAAAGGAGGAGCACGCCGGGGCAGCAGCAGUCCCAGGAGAGAAAACAAACACAUUCAGGACACAAAGACCCAGAGGGAGGAUGUGCAGGACACAUGCCCCAGUACCACAGAAUUGCUAAAGGUCACCGUAAUGAAGGACUUGGAGAGUGACGACUUUGGGUUUAGUGUCUCUGAUGGUCUCCUGGAAAAAGGUGUCUACAUAAAUAUGAUCCGCCCUGGGGGUCCGGCAGACAGGAGCGGUCUCCAGCAAUAUGACAGGGUCCUGCAGGUAAAUCACGUGCGCACAAGGGAUUUUGACUGCUGUUUGACAGUGCCGCUUCUGUCUGAUGCUGGUGACAGACUGGACCUUGUGAUCAGUCGCCAGAUAUUAUCAGAAGAAAGGAAUGUGCAGAAAAAGACCAGCACAAAGACUCUCUGAGGGUUCCCAUACGUUACGGGCCUGGAAUUGUUUGCUUGGCCAAUGCUGGAACAAACCUACUUUUAUUUAUUUAUUUUUUAAUUUUAACUUUUUUAUGAACUUUUGUUUUUAUUUUCAGCAGUUAGUAAAUUAGAGUAUUUUCCUUUACGUGGCCCCUACUUUGUAUGGUCACGCUCUUACAUAAUUAAUAGCAUUGCCACAGAGCAUGUUUUUACGUGUUCCAGAUGAGCACAUGAAGUGGAUCCUCUCCCUAACUCAUGGUGCUAUAUUUCCCCUAUUCACUGACACUGUGAGAUCUGUUAGUUUAGUAAUUAGCACUUGUCAGUCAUGUGACGUAUUAACACUAAUGUGAUUGUCUCUUUAUCCUGCUUGUUCCAUGUUACUAGUAACCUCCAGAUAUUGGUGGUUAUAGCAGCCUGCAUGCCGAGCAUUCCCCUUAGUAAUUGUGCUAUAUUAGUGCUUAUGAUGCCCCCCCACACACACACAAACAGAGCACCCCAGUACUUGUGCUAUAUUAGUGCUAAUGAUGUCCUCCCCACACACACACACAGAGCACCCCCUGUACUUGUGCUAUAUUAGUGCUAAUGACAGCCCCACACACACGCAGAGCAUCCCCUUUACUUGUGCUAUAUUAGUGCUAAUGACAGCCCCACACACACGCAGAGCAUCCCCUUUACUUGUGCUAUAUUAGUGUUAAUGACAGCCCCCCAGACACGCAGAGCACCCCCUUUACUUGUGCUAUAUUAGUGUUACUGACAGCCCCCACACACACACACACAGAGCACCCCCUCUACUUGUUAUAUUAGUGUUAAUGACAGCCCCCCACACACACAGAGCACCCCCUCUACUUGUUAUAUUAGUGUUAAUGACAGCCCCCCACACACGCAGAGCACCCCCUUUACUUGUGCUAUAUUAGUGUUACUGACAGCCCUCCACACACACAGAGCACCCCCUCUACUUGUUAUAUUAGUGUUAAUGACAGCCCCCCACACACACAGAGCACCCCCUCUACUUGUUAUAUUAGUGUUAAUGACAGC
This is a messenger RNA of Bombina bombina (fire-bellied toad), 4439 nucleotides long. RefSeq names its product glutamate receptor interacting protein 2 (gene GRIP2). The transcript has 24 exons. Gene Ontology annotation, biological process: neurotransmitter receptor transport, endosome to postsynaptic membrane. NCBI's taxonomy places the organism in Eukaryota, Metazoa, Chordata, Amphibia, Anura, Bombinatoridae. Gene Ontology annotation, molecular function: protein binding. The record is from RefSeq and is a predicted model, not a curated record. The coding region runs from base 232 to 3402 and encodes 1056 amino acids.